CAACCACGUCAAGGCCAGCUCUCAUCAGGAUGUGCUGCGCCAUCUUGACCAGCUCAUGCCCCCAAAUCGACGUUGUCGCAUUUUAUAUCCUGUCUGAAGCUGUGACUUUACCCUGACGAACUCACUUCUGGCCGCCCAAAUAUUUUUCACUUGCGAUCUCUAUCUGUUGCAGUCCGUCCGACCUUCCCAGACUCGCUACUCAAUUUGAUCAUCGCGAACGACGCACGAUGAACGAUGUCUCAAAGCCACUCGAUAGCCAACAAUCCAAACAGCCUCAAGUUGAUGUCAGGGGUGCGCUUGCUCCAGUCGAAAAUAAUUCUCUGGCAGCAUCUGACAAGAAAUUCGCCGCCGCUAUGAGUGUACAAUAUUGCGACGACUGCAUGCGUAUCGACUUUGACAAAUUCGAGCGUUCGAGUGAAAGAAUGCAGAUUCUCAUAGCGAAUGUCGAAACUUGCCCUAUGUGCGCCUUCUUGCACGCUGCGCUUGUUCGCCAAGGGAACAAAAUCCGAGACGAAGCCGAAUUUUGGUUAAAGGAAGACCUUGAGGGGAAAAAUUGGACAUUAGUCAUGGUCUGUAUCAGUAUAGGAGACUGCCCUGCGCUUAGUUUUGAUUCUGUCCACAUUACCUCCGACUUAUGGCGCCCACGCUUGGUCGAUUAUGGGUUCAUUGGAAAGUGGGUGGAUGACUGUGUCAAAUGCCACGGGGAUCAAUGCUUCAACAACCGGUCGGAUCUCGGCCUUGUCUCGGGGCUUCAGUUCAUCGACUGUAUUGCCCGACGCAUAAUACCAGCAUCCGAGGCUGUUGACAAAGCGUACCUGACCCUGAGCUACGUCUGGGGAACACCUUCAGGCAGUACAUCUGGUAUCGUGGAAGAUAAUGAUUCGGUCUCAACGCUUCCCACUCGCUUGCCCAGGGUCGUCGAGGAUUCUAUCAGGGUGGUGAAAGAGCUAGGAUUCAGAUACCUAUGGGUGGACAGAUAUUGCAUUCCACAGACCGAUUCGCGGGCAAAACACACCCAGAUUCAGCUCAUGGGCACAAUUUACGCCCGCUCGGCAAUCACCAUAGUUGCGGCAGCUGGAAAGGACGCGGAGUAUGGCUUGCCCGGCGUCGACGCCAGAGAACGCAAUCCCCAACUACGGAUCGAUUUAGAGAGGGUGGAUGGUAAUCUUCGGCUCCCACCAUCACUCAUGGUGUAUCGCCUGCCCCAGGAUGACAUCCGAUCAUCGUUGUGGAGCACUCGAGGUUGGACAUAUCAAGAAGCUCUGUUAUCCAAGCGGCGCCUUGUCUUUACCGACAACCAGGUGUUUUUCCAAUGCCAAAAAAUGCAUUGCGAAGAAAGCCAGACGGCAUCAAGGCCACUAUCUCGAGAAACUAAAUCUCUUGAUCACCUUCAGGUUGUUUUCCCAUCUGAUAGUGACUUCGAAGCAUCUCACACGGUCUGGGAAAGAAUCAACGAGUUUUCAAAACGCACUCUCUCCUUCGAGCAUGAUGCUUUGGAUGCCAUUAGUGGAAUUCUCAACAUGUAUCGGACAAAGUGUCGCGAAGCUGGUGGUAUCGCCUUUUUGUGUGGCAUGCCUCUGUUUCCCAAACCCGUAUACCAGCCUAGCUACCUCUAUAGAACGCCGAAACGCGGCCAAAGAGAAAGGCAGUGGCCCAGUAGCCUCUACAUAACAAGUGUCCUCAUCGAAGGACUGUUAUGGGACGGCCAUUGGGUUGAAAAACCCAUCGGUGUGCCGAAGGCUGAGUUGUCUUCCACGAAGCUAGAGCGGCCACGAAGGAGUGAGUUCCCAAGCUGGACUUGGGUUGGGUGGAAAGGCACCUCUAGGUAUGCGCUGGAAGUGAAGGAGCCGCGCUGCAUCUCAGGGUUUUCGGAGUGUGCCAUUCGGGCAGUCUAUGAAGAAUGUCAAAUGAACAUGGACUGGAACAAAGAUGCAGAACAGAUUCUCGAGAAAUCAGCUCUUGGUCUGAACCCAAAGUUUUUGGACAUCAAGGGGACAUGUUUCGACCUCGCCAGGUGCCAACGAACACCACAUGUCAACCCCUCUUCUCAUCGGGUUCUCUGCUCGCUCGUCUUCAGCUUAUCUUACUGA
Molecule: messenger RNA, 2090 nt
Organism: Neurospora crassa OR74A
Lineage: Eukaryota; Fungi; Ascomycota; Sordariomycetes; Sordariales; Sordariaceae
Exons: 2
Coding region: 228-2090 (620 amino acids)
Source: RefSeq, a predicted model, not a curated record